AUGGAGCACCUGGGUCCGCACCAUCUCCACCCGGGCCACGCGGAGCCCAUCAGCUUCGGCAUCGACCAGAUCCUCAACAGCCCGGACCAGGGCGGCUGCAUGGGGCCAAACUCACGCCUCCAGGACGGAGAAUACGGCCUUGGCUGUUUGGUCGGAGGCGCCUACGCUUACGGCGGCGGGGGACCGGUGGCCGGGGCGGCGGCCGGGAACGCGGGGGCCUACGGCGCAGGCGGCCCGAGCGGUCCCGGUGGCCCGGCGGGCGGCGGGGGCGGUGCCUGCAGCAUGGGCCCUCUGGCCGGCUCCUACAACGUGAACAUGGCCUUGGCGGGCGGCCCGGCUCCGGGAGGCGGCGGCGGCGGCGGCGGAGGGGCGCUGAGCGCCGCGGGAGUGAUUCGGGUGCCCGCGCACAGACCACUAGCUGGAGCGGUGGCCCACCCCCAGCCUCUGGCUACCGGCUUGCCAACGGUGCCCUCCGUGCCUGCCGUGCCAGGUGUCAACAACCUCACCGGCCUCACCUUCCCCUGGAUGGAGAGUAACCGCAGAUACACAAAGGACAGGUUCACAGGUCACCCCUAUCAGAACCGGACGCCCCCCAAGAAGAAGAAGCCGCGCACGUCCUUCACGCGCCUGCAGAUCUGCGAGCUGGAGAAGCGCUUCCACCGCCAGAAGUACCUGGCCUCCGCCGAGCGCGCCGCCCUGGCCAAGGCGCUCAAAAUGACUGACGCUCAGGUCAAAACCUGGUUCCAGAACCGGCGGACCAAGUGGAGGCGGCAGACGGCGGAGGAGCGCGAGGCCGAGAGGCAGCAGGCGAACCGCAUCCUCCUGCAGCUGCAGCAGGAGGCCUUCCAGAAGAGCCUGGCGCAGCCGCUGCCCGCCGACCCGCUCUGCGUCCACAACUCGUCGCUCUUCGCCCUGCAGAACCUGCAGCCCUGGUCUGACGACUCGACCAAGAUCACCAGCGUCACGUCCGUGGCAUCGGCCUGCGAGUGA
Messenger RNA from Eptesicus fuscus (big brown bat), 990 nucleotides. RefSeq names its product T cell leukemia homeobox 1 (gene TLX1). Lineage: Eukaryota; Metazoa; Chordata; Mammalia; Chiroptera; Vespertilionidae. Gene Ontology annotation, biological process: animal organ development; regulation of transcription by RNA polymerase II. The coding region runs from base 1 to 990 and encodes 329 amino acids. The record is from RefSeq and is a predicted model, not a curated record. Gene Ontology annotation, molecular function: DNA-binding transcription factor activity, RNA polymerase II-specific; RNA polymerase II cis-regulatory region sequence-specific DNA binding. The transcript is spliced from 3 exons. Gene Ontology annotation, cellular component: nucleus.